Molecule: messenger RNA, 366 nt
Organism: Colletotrichum costaricense
Lineage: Eukaryota; Fungi; Ascomycota; Sordariomycetes; Glomerellales; Glomerellaceae
Exons: 5
Coding region: 1-366 (121 amino acids)
Source: RefSeq, a predicted model, not a curated record
AUGGCGACGAAGGCCACGAUGCCACCCAGGAUUCCUCCUAUCUGUGCGCUUGAUAGGGAUCCGCUUGAUCGGUCCGGAGGUGGUGGGUCCGUGGUCGGAGCAGCGGCUGGCGGGUCGGCCGGGUUGCCAUCGGAGUAUGAUGUCGGUGGCCCGCUCCCUAGUGUAACGUUGGUUGAUAGCGUGGUAAACAAUGAACCACAUGAACUUGUCGAUAUCGUACGGCUGCGCCUGACACAUCCAAAAGACCUGCAGGCAGGCUGCAAGGCAUUGAGGCUGGCCAGUGAGGACCGACAGCGUGGUGCCAUGAACAUGCAAAAUGCGCACAUGAUUCUGCCCAUCAACACUUGCGAUAAAUGGGGACACUAA